AUGGAGUAUUUAUUUCCUGCAUCGAUGCAGUGUUCAUAUUCUGACGUAUCUAGCUCCAUAAUUUUUCAUGAGACCCAAAAGUAUCUUGAAAGUGCAUCAUCACUCAUCACAACGCUCUUGCUUAACAUUGCAAAUGAGGCUGUAACGCGGCAGUUACGCACAGUAUUUAUCCGAAAAGAGGCUAUUUUAAAAUAUGAUUUCGUUCACGUUCAUGGUUGCAGUAAACUUGUUACCUCCAAUUGGGAUAAUGUUCAUUUCGUAUACCUGCCCUCUGAAGAUGCAUUAAUACGUUGGUUCUCACAUGUUCAUAUGGGACGAGGUUUUGCUGACGUUAUUAUUGUUGAAGGACUGGAUCAGUUCGUGGAAAAUGAUAAUGACUCAUCAUAUAUUAUUAGAUUAACUAAUCUACUAGAAGAUACUCGACAAUUUAUCCAUAGUUUUACGAAAGAGACUGAUCAUGGUCAUAACUGUAAACUUAUAGUGUCUUCCAGUCUGAAGGGUUCACAUGCAUCCAAAAAAUCUGAUCUUGCACAAUAUCAUCGUGACACGCUCCCAGCACAUGCUCUGAUCAGAACGUUCUUUUUGCAGGGAGGAGCUGGGAGUGAUUUAUUUGAUUUUUACUCAGUUGAAGAUAAUUGGAAGUUGAAUUUAAAAAGACAAUAUGAUGAAGUUUUCUGGACAACAAACCAAUGA
Schistosoma rodhaini is the source of this 693-nucleotide messenger RNA. The record is from the annotation of a GenBank genome assembly. NCBI's taxonomy places the organism in Eukaryota, Metazoa, Platyhelminthes, Trematoda, Strigeidida, Schistosomatidae.